Molecule: messenger RNA, 2125 nt
Organism: Oncorhynchus tshawytscha (Chinook salmon)
Lineage: Eukaryota; Metazoa; Chordata; Actinopteri; Salmoniformes; Salmonidae
Product: DUF4748 domain-containing protein
Exons: 3
Coding region: 25-525 (166 amino acids)
Source: RefSeq, a predicted model, not a curated record
CCGACUCCACUUUUACAUAACAAGAUGGCGGCGCCCUGUAGGAAGCUUGCGAGGUCGGUGAUGUUUAAAGGUUUGUGUCAGAUUCCAGGCCGGUCAUUAUGGACACAGAGGUGCCCGGUCAAGUUACAGGCUCUGAGGUGCAUUCCUCCCCGGUGUCUCACCCGACUCUACCAGCCACUGACCACCACCAGGUCGACACUGAUCAGCACCAAAACAGAACAGCCGAGAAGCACCGAUCAGCAGAAAACGACUGACACGCAGAAAGAGCAAAAGAAAGAGACUGAGGAGGAAGAGGAGGAGGAGCAGGGACCCGCGUACAUCCCCACGAGAAAGGCCAAGAACCCCAUGAUGAAGAUCGGAUAUGCCUGGAUGAUAGGUCUCCCUGCAGGAAUAAUAGGGUUCAUCCUGACCAAGAGAGAAGUGGAUAAGAACCGCCUGAAGCAGCUGAGGAUUCGCCAGCGGAUGAACCGGUCCAAUGAAGGAGAAUACGAGGGCAGUCGCUACCGCAACCACAGACUGGACUGAUCCCAACUACAUUGAGAAGAUGUGUGUGUGUGCAUGCUUGAGUGAAUGUGUGUGUGUGUGUGUGUGUGUGUGUGUGUGUGUGUGUGUGUUCACUGCCUCUUCUGCCGUUGGACUGACGAAGCCUUAAAAAGAGACUGAUCUAUAUGGAUUGGAAACAGUUGUUGAGAGACACCCGUACUUCUUUGCUCGGUGUUCGCACCUACACGAAUGUAUAUGAAUCGACUGUGAACAAGUCCAUGAUGAUCACACAAGACUGUCCGCGUGGAUCAGUAUAGGAUCCAGAGUUCUUCCUAUGUCAUGACCUUUGUCGGGAGAAACGCUGGCCAUGUCACUCUGCUAUGUUCAACAGGCAUUUUCUUUCCUGAUUUUUCAAAACAUGCAUCAGUAAGUACACCCUGCAAACUGUGUUCCCAUAUGAUUUCUCUCAACAGUCAAUCGUUUAACAUCAAUAGUCUAAAACUCAUGUACAUCAGAAGCAGACAUUGCAUUUACAUUCAAAUGAAUUUACAUCUGUAAGAUGGCACCACUAAGACGAGACCAUUACCAAAUGGCGUAUCAAAAUCACCCCAAUCAGCCCAGAGCUUUCGCUCAUGAUUACCUUGUCGUUACCGAUGUUUAAAUCAUAGAAAAGCAUCAGACAUGCAGAGUAAAAAUAAACACAAAAAUAGCAGCGGAUAAUUUAUCCAGAGUGGGUGGAGGAGGUGAGGCCAGACAGGGUAGCCAUCUGCUCUUACUCCUGUGCAGCACUGAUGAGCUUAAAGUCAUGUGUCUCAGAGCAGACGUAUGUUUGAAGUUUUGUAGUGUUUGUAAAGGGUGAAACAGAUGGGUAUAUUUGUCAUGUUCCUCUGGGUACCAGCUCAUGUGGGAGUAGAGGGGAAUGAGGAAGUGGAUAUUAUUGCCAAUCAGGCUCGUAAACAUCCUGAUGUUGAGCUGGAAUUGUCUAUUGGUAAAGCGGAAGCUAAAUGGAUGAAUAAGAACAGUGGUUAAAAGUAAGUGGCAAUAGUUGUGGAACAGGGACAGUAAGGGAAGACACCUGUAUAAGAGUUGUGGAACAGGGAGAGUAAGGGAAGACACCUGUAUAAGAGUUGUGGAACAGGGACAGUAAGGGAAGACACCUGUAUAAGAGUUGUGGAACAGGGAGAGUAAGGGAAGACACCUGUAUAAGAGUUGUGGAACAGGGAGAGUAAGGGAAGACACCUGUAUAAGAGUUGUGGAACAGGGACAGUAAGGGAAGACACCUGUAUAAGAGUUGUGGAACAGGGAGAGUAAGGGAAGACACCUGUAUAAGAUCCGGGUGGGGGCAGGGAGGUCCUCAGGCCGAGAGAGAAGGGAGGAAAGUGUAGUCACAAGGCUGAGACUGGGACAUACAAGGCUAAAUUAGUGCAUUGAAAGUGGUGGUGAACCAUCCGACUGGGAGGUGUGAUCAUUGUCAGGAAGGAGACGGAGACAGUGCAACACGUUCUAUUUCAGUGCCAGAAAUAUGUCUCUGGUCCACACUCCAGUCCAGUUGGUGCCGGUAAUGCACAUUAAAGUUGGUUGCCGGCCGCCAUAUGAAAUCCACAGAAGAAGAAGUAAAAAUAAAAACCUGUCUCUACUUUGA